Messenger RNA from Galendromus occidentalis (western predatory mite), 929 nucleotides. RefSeq lists its product as uncharacterized. The record is from RefSeq and is a predicted model, not a curated record. Lineage: Eukaryota; Metazoa; Arthropoda; Arachnida; Mesostigmata; Phytoseiidae. The coding region runs from base 533 to 913 and encodes 126 amino acids. The transcript has 2 exons.
CUCGACGCAAGAACUUCAUCAUUCAUAUUACGAGGCACUCCGACAACAGACCGGAAAUUUUUGUGAGUCUGCUGAGGAAAGGCACAGUGGAUGCUCUUGACUCGACGUCAAGUGUACGGGUCGAGCAGAGAGAGAUACGGCAGAGUCCCGCGGGGAGUAUCGAAUGCCUUCCUCCCAAGUUGACAGUCGGACUGUCAGAGAACCGUGCUGACUUACAGCGACAGGGAAAGACCCUUCCUCCCCUGAAUGGUCCAUGGCCAAACCGAGUGGACUUCGUCUCUUGAGCGAGCCGACGCCGAUCGAUUCACUCGUAUUCCACGCCCAGAAGUCCGAGAUUCCCACGCGAUUCUCGUGACUUCACAUUGUUCCUCCGGCAAAUCCCGAAAGCGCAAAUCAGCGUGCUUGUUAUUGUUCAUGCCGCCGUCGUCCGAUCUCGGCUACUCCGUGCAAUCGAUCUGAGCCUCAGGUCUUGAGCGUCCAUCAGCUGAAGUCUUCCAGCCUCCCCGAUCGGCGAGUCUUCGCCUGAAAAAUCAUGCUGCACUUACCAAAGAGUAGUCGAUACUCGACUCCCCGGAGCGCGCCUCGAAUACCCCCGAUCGCUAUCGCGGGACUCGCGAUAUGCGCCUGCAUUGGUAUUGUCAUCUACUGGCAUCUGAUCAGCGAAAACCACGCACUCGAAGAACGCUAUCGAGAACUCCAGGAAAAAUUCCAUCUGUUCGUUGAUAAGAAGGAGACUCUUCAACGGCAAUACAAAGAGCUCCGAUCGGUUUCCCAGGAUGCGUCGAAAAAACUUGAAUCGUCAGUGGAAAAAUACAACACCUGUGAAAAAGAGAAAGUUAUUCUUGAAGAAACACUGCGAUCCAAGCAGCAAGAGUUAGAUGCCUGCACAGAACAGAAUAAAAAACAUGCUUAGCGUUAUCUGCGUAAGA